GCGAAGCGUCGCCGUUUGGUGUGAUAGGCCCGAACGACAGAGUCAGGCCUGGAGCAGUUUUGAAGGGGAACGCUCGUCGACCCUGGGGAGUUGUGAGUAAAAGGAAGCAAAGGUGGGAGAGAUUUUUGUUAAGUAUCUCCUAUCCUUAGGAUGUUUGCAAGAGCAACAAAGACUUUUGUGAAGGAGGUUGACUGUGGAGGAAACUUGAUAUCUGUAUCAUCCCUGAAUAACUUGGAUAAAUUACAGUUCCUGAAUUUAGUCACAAAGAAAAAGAAAACCUGGUGCUGGCAAAAUCCAAAGUACCAUCUCUCAUCAGUCACACUGAAUGAUGUGCUUGUUCAAGAUACACAUGAACCUAUAAAACCAGUUAUUCUAGAGUCUGACUUUGUGAAGUAUGAGGGCAAGUUUGAAGAUGGCAUCAGAGGAAGCAUUGAAACUUCAUUUGGAAGAAUUAAUUUAGGAACUGGAGGAAGAGACAUUGUGGAAAGCCAGUCCUCUUUUGGAAAUCUCAAAAAGCAAGAAGUUGACUUGCACAAGCUUAUGAAAGAUGUGAAGGGAAGGUCAAUAAAUCUACAGACUUCAUUAUUGCAAGAAAUGCUUGAAAGAAAGCAUGAUGUUCUUUGUAUCCUUACAGAAAAAAUACUGACAACUCAGAAAUGUUUAAUAUCUGAACACAUUCAGAAAGAGGAAAAACUGGCUGGUAUGGUGGGAAUAAGUACAAAAAUUAUAAAGGUAUCAGUGAGUGAAAAUGGAAAAGUGAUCAAGAACUCUAAUGUGGUACUGGAGAUCCCUGCUCCAACAGCAGUUGCUUAUAGUGUAAUAGAGCUGUAUAUAAAGCGUGACGGUCGAUUUGAAUUGUGCCUCCUUCAUGACCAAGAAGGUGGUUUUGAAAGGUGGGCCAUAGAAGGGCCAUCUUACCAUUCUUUGGCCUUCAAAGAUGCUUGCUGCCCUCAUCUUUUGGAUGUUGUGGAUAAUGAGAAAUUGCCUGGGCCUGAAAGCCCUAUUCCAAGUGGUGCUUCGCUAAGCAUUCUAAGCAAAGAUGACCUCCAAUUAAAGACCCAGUUCCAACCUUUUAUGAACCUAUCAAGAGAGAAGCAGAGAGCUUUAUACCAAAUAGUGUAUGACCUUUUGCUUCAUGAAGAAACAGUGAUGCAACUAGAAAAUGUGCUGGAAAAUAUCUGUUCUAAGGACCGUCCAGGAAUCCUAGUAAUGGAGGAAUUAAAGUCACCAGAGGAACCAUGUUUAGAGGAGUUUCUGCAGCUUAUAGAUGUCCAUUUACAGAGCAGACAGUUGAUUCACAAUAAGGAGCUUUUCCUAGCUGUUCAUCUCCUCCUCAGUGCUCUGGCAGAACUGUCAAGUUAUUCACUAGUCCUGUUGCUAGCCUGCUGUGACCUCCAGCUUGUCCCUACUCUGUGUUUCUUGCCUAAUACGACGUCAGAGGAUGGCACAAUGACAUUUGCAGAUCCCCUACUAGCUCCACUUGCUGACCCGGGAAGGUUUCAGAUAUCGCAGAGGCUAUUUGCUUUGUCAGACAUUAAUCUUGAAAUGACUGAGACUUCCAUCAAAGCUGCAACCAUGAAAAAAUCCAGUUUUUCCCCAGUCAUUCUCUAUAUAGCAUUGAAUGGACUCCAUGCAUUAGGCUGUGAAAGAGACAAGAACUGAUGAAGCUGUUUGGAUGGUUUAAUACUGCAGCAGUCUAUUUAAUGCCUCUUAGAGUUGAACCUGCUUGAUUUGUAUCCAUGCAACUGGAAUAUCAGCCAAUGGGCUGUGGUAUUGGAAUAAGGCAAACACUGAAAGUAUAUGAAUGAAAAGAUACAAAGAUAAAAAAGCCAUGCAGGGAUAUUUGGUGAGAUAUUUAACAUUUUUUAAAGUUUCAGAAAGAUUACAGGUAGUCCUUACUUUCUGUCCAUUCAGGUAGUCCUUACUUUCUGUCCAUUCAUUCAGGGACCAUUCAAAGUUACGAUGGUGCUGAAAAAACAACUUUACAGCCCAUUUAUGACCUUCCCAGCAUCCCCCAGUCACGUCAUUGCCAUUACAGUCAGUGCCCAUUGUCCUGGGUCUGACCUGUAGUUUUUUUUCUACCCCCACCCUGCAGAGCAGAGAGAUUGAAGAGAAAGGGAUUGCAAGAAAGCAAGCUGUUUGCUGUUCUACACAUUGAAAGAAAUGCAAUUGUGCUGGCAGUGGGAAAGGGUCAGGCAAAGGAGUGAUUACUUUCCCCCCACCCCCAGAGUGGAGAGAUUAGAGAGAAAGGGAUUUCAAGAGAGUAAGCUGUUUUGUAGUUCACCCACAGCUCCCAGCCCCAGGCUGCAUUGCUUU
This is a messenger RNA of Candoia aspera, 2316 nucleotides long. It is a transcript of the gene GSDME, whose product is annotated as gasdermin E. Gene Ontology annotation, cellular component: cytoplasm. Gene Ontology annotation, biological process: programmed cell death. The transcript has 10 exons. The coding region runs from base 151 to 1662 and encodes 503 amino acids. The record is from RefSeq and is a predicted model, not a curated record. NCBI's taxonomy places the organism in Eukaryota, Metazoa, Chordata, Lepidosauria, Squamata, Candoiidae.